GAAAGGAAGCCACUACAGCAUUCAUACAGACUUGUACACCAAAUUGUACAAAUCUUAUUUUCCAUGCAUGUACAUUAUUCACUGUCAUCGAUCUAGUCACUUUAUUCAUUCCUUUCAUUCAUUCUAGCAGUCGGAAUUGGUGUGUGAUAACCAUUGAAAUAGAAUGAUGGUGAUAACAUUGCAUUUCAUACAGUGAAUGUCACUCCAAACUUCUCAUGUAAGUUGUUACCUUCCAGGCCUCUAGAUGUCUUACUUCUGGUUAAGCUUUACUGGAUUUAUGUCCAGGGAUUCUCCACAGAGUUGGAUUCUCUGAGACCUCAGCUGUCCAGUGGUGCUGAACCUCAGAGUUACCGCUGUCCACUUAGACUAGAGAGAUUAUGUUAACAAAUUGUUUAAAAUAUAUAUAUAUAUAUAAAAUGAUGCCUAAACCCAGAAGUGUUCAUAUGAUAUUGCAGUGUAAAAAAAUGCAUUGUAUUUGAAUAUAUUUAUUAUAUGAAAUAUUAAAUUAUAUAUUUUUUUAAAGACAAAAUACAUAGAAUGUCACCAAAGAUUUUCUAAAACAUUGUACAACGUACUGUAUGUCUACUUGUUUGACUGUGUGUAGCCUACCAGAAUGUGCUUAUUUUGAAGAGAAUAUCAUCAGACAGAGCAGCAGCGCCCUCUUCAGGGCAGCUUCGGCAUCGUCUGCGUUACGUCUCUGCACUCGUGCAGGGCCUGCGCACGCUAGCACACGUCACCACAAUUGCCAGCAGCGAAUCCCUGCCCAGAGCUGCGCAGCAGCGUUGCGCAGACCUGCUUGGUGAAAUACGCAGCCAUUUCUCUUCAUCUUGUUGUAAAGCUACAGGUCCGAGAAUGCAAAUACUGCAAUAGUAGCUGAUGUUGGGGUUUGUAGGCGAAUUUCUUUAUAUCUAAUUGAGAGACUAAAACUUUUUCCUUCUCAUAAGCAUUGAGAGAAACAACCACAUAGGCAGCCUAUUUAGACGGGGUCGAGCGAUUCCAUACUAUAGCCAAGAAAGUGCGCUUGGUAGACGCGGUAAUGUCUUUGAAUAUCACUGUGAAAAGUGAAGACUCCGAGUCCUUUGACGAAGAAGACGAAUCAUCUCCGCUGCUUUCAGGCAAAAGAGGCUCCGAGUCUGCAGCUCGUCACGAUAUUUCUCCGGGAGAAGGCGGUCCAAUAGAAGACCAUGCAGGGUAUUCAACACAGCAUGGGCGGCUGGCAACUAAAACGACCACCAAACCCAUCGUACUGUAUCCUGUGAGUGCUGACCGUUUCUUUUCCUCUACUUCUGCAGAUGGCAAAACCAUCUUAAAGAUCGCUCCAGCCCCAGUCAUGACCCUCCCGACUCCUCGGCCUCCUCCCCAGGUGUCCCCAGAGUUCUCCUACCAGGCCAUCGUGUACCUGAUCGAAGCAGUGGGGCGCCGCUGGAGCCUGUAUGGGACCCGGGAGCGUUCGCAGCUCUUCCAGAGCGUGCAGAAGGAGUUGGAGGAGCAGGGUCACUGUCUCCCCGUUGAGAAGAUCCGCCGCAAGUGGAACAACUUGAUCGUCACCUAUAAGAGGGUCAAAUACAGAGGCCGGGAGACCGGCCAGGCCAGAACCUCCUGGGAGUACUUUGAGAUGAUGGAUGCCAUGCUUGGUGACACCAUCGGCGCGGAGACCACUAGCAGCCCUACCCUAGUAACCAGCAUCCCUAAGGUGAACGUCGCCACAGAAACCACCAAAACAGAGCAGAAGCCCCUUCUCCUUCCCCAUGGCAACCUCAUCACUGCCUGCACUCGGACACUCACCCUUGUCCCCUCCUCCCUCCCACUCCACACACCAGUUUCCUCCACCCUCCCUCUCUACACCUUUGUCAGAUCCCUCCCCACCCCUGUCUGCUCCUCCCUCCCUCUAUCCAACCCUUUGGACACACCCUCCCCCAGAAUAGCUAAUAACACAGACCCUGUACAGCCAAACCCCUCCCCUGCUCCGGUCGCACAGCUCCCUGCCUCCCGUCACAUCCCCUCCAACCUCAGCCGCGUGCACCUCCGCAGAAAGAAGCACGGUCGCUUCUCCUGCUCCUCCAUUACCUCCCUUCUGGCCCAGCAGCAGAAGCGAGUAGAAGAAGGCACCUCCCUGCUGCAGGAGUUCCUGAGGAGGCAGGAGGGGCAUGCCAAGGAGGAGCAGGUCCGUCGCAACAGGGCAGAGUCCCGGGGGAGGAGGCGCGAGAGGAGGGAGGCACGCAUGGCAGAGUCCCUGAGUAGGAUGGCCACAGCUCUGGAGCUGCUCUCCUCCAAACAGGACACAGUCAUUGCCCUACUGCAGAGGCUGGCCGAGAGAGACAGGAAGUGACAGUCAUCGCCCUGCUGCAGUGUUGUUUCUAACUUCUAUAGCCCCAAAGCCAUAAUUAUGGCUAAACCCUGCCUACACCUGCAUUGCUUGCUGUUUGGGGUUUUAGGCUGGGUUUCUGUACAGCACUUUGAGAUAUCAGCUGAUGUAAGAAGGGCUAUAUAAAUAAAUUUUAUUUGAUAUUUUUACUAUUUUCAAAUGUUAUUUUAAACCUAACAUUAACCACCACACUGCUAAUAUUAUGCCAAACCUUAAAUUAAGGACAAAAAGCUUAUUUUUGUUCUCAUGAAUUUUUACUUUGUGGCUAUAUAAUCUAGUGGAAACCCUUCUGCAGAGACUAGCUGAAGUGACACUGUAAUCGGCAUACUGCAUAGACUGGCCGAGAGAAACGGGGAGGCUGACUCAGCAUGAGACCGAAGUGGCACUCUUUUUCCCUAUAUAUUGCGCUACUUAUGAGCUAAAACCCACCUGGUGUCCCAGGUCAAAAUCGGUCCCUGAUUAGAGGGGAAGAAUGAAAAUUAGCAGUGGAACUUGGUUCGAGGUCCAUAUUUGAAUUUGCCUAAUGUAAGCAAUAGGGUUCCAUUUCGGAUGAAGACUCGGAUAAUGUUAUUUUUUAUUUAACCAGGUAGGCUAGUUGAGAACAAGUUCUCAUUUGCAACUGCGACCUGGCCAAGAUAAAGCAAAGCAGUUCGACACAUACAACAAUACAGAGUUACACAUGGAAUAAACAAACAUACAAUCAAUAAUACAGUAGGAAAAUCUAUAUACAGCAUGUGCAAAUGAGGUAGGAUAAGAGAGGUAAGGCAAUGAAUAGGCCGUGGUGGCAAAGUAAUUACAAUAUAGCAAUUAAACACUGGAAUGGUAGGAUGUGCAGAGGAUGAAUGUGCAAGUUGAGAUACUGGGGUGCAAAGGAGCAAAAUAAAUAAAUACAGUAUGGGGA
This is a messenger RNA of Salvelinus fontinalis (brook trout), 3266 nucleotides long. RefSeq lists its product as uncharacterized. The transcript is spliced from 4 exons. The record is from RefSeq and is a predicted model, not a curated record. NCBI's taxonomy places the organism in Eukaryota, Metazoa, Chordata, Actinopteri, Salmoniformes, Salmonidae. The coding region runs from base 1037 to 2329 and encodes 430 amino acids.